This is a messenger RNA of Odontomachus brunneus, 3121 nucleotides long. RefSeq names its product EF-hand domain-containing family member C2-like. The record is from RefSeq and is a predicted model, not a curated record. The transcript has 14 exons. Gene Ontology annotation, molecular function: calcium ion binding. Gene Ontology annotation, biological process: regulation of neuron projection development. Gene Ontology annotation, cellular component: microtubule. Lineage: Eukaryota; Metazoa; Arthropoda; Insecta; Hymenoptera; Formicidae. Bases 280 to 2562 code for a protein of 760 amino acids.
UUCACUCAAUUGAAACUACUUCAAUAAUUAGAUCAUAAGCCAUGUCCACAUUUCAUUCUCCAUGAUAAAUCGUCGCUCGCUGUUUCUGCACCCUUCACCAUUAUAUAGAUCCAACGAUCACCAAGGAAACUGAAUGAUAGUUAAAUAUGGUACUGCUUAUCGUUGACGCUCUCUCGUCGUACGGAGAAGCUUUUAUAUAAAUCUUACGUCCUUAUUGUCGUUUCUAAUGAUAAUUUAAUGCGAUAAUUUAACCGCAUAUUGAUAGAAUUUUUAUUCGGUAUGCAGCGAACGUCGAUGUUACCUUGUCUUCCAGGUUUUAGCUUUGACAAGAACCUCGGUAGAACCAAAUUUCACAGAAGCCAUCACUUCACCAAGAUACACGAUGGUGUUUAUUACUUAUCCGAGAAGGCGGACACGAUCGCUCGCAGCCGUUAUCCGUCCAUGUGUCCCCCGGGGGAGGUGCAGGAAAUUCCUUCGUGGCUCGCGUAUGACGGCCAAAGACUCAUGUUCAAAGCGUUUUUCCAAGAGACCGUGAAGGAAAAAUGGAAAACGACUUAUCAAAUCCGCUUGGUAAAGAUCAGUUUCUUCCUGGAGGACGGAACAAUAAAAAUCGUGGAACCAGCAGUGGACAAUAGUGGACUUGAGCAAGGAAUCUUGGUCAGACGUCAAAGAAUACCGAUGCCCGAUUCAGUGAAAUACAGAUACUACGACAUACUUGACUUAAAUAUUGGCAAAGAACCCGAGAUCUACGGGCGCGUGUACAAAAUCAUAGACUGCGAUAAAUUUACGAGGCAAUUUCUUAAUCGCAUGGGAAUCCCUGUACCCGACCCCAUCGAUCCACCGAAGGAUCCGAAUUACGAAAGUCAGAAAGUCGAGGUUUUUCCGAAGAAACCCAGUCGCACGACAGACACCCUCGGCAGCUUUUUAAAGUACGACAGGCAGGUGCUGCGAUUUUACGGCUACUGGGACGACACAGAGAACCUGCACGGGAUCGUACACGAUCUCGAGCUACAUUAUUAUCUUGCCGAUAAUACGAUGGACAUCAAGGAGAACGUGAUGCAGAACGUGGGUCGUGACUCGGGACUUAUGUUCGUUAAGAGAAUGAAAAUACCCAAAUUUUUCACUGAGUUGCAACCGAUCGGCGCGGAGGAUCCUUUCACGGUUCUGAACGUCUUGGGCGAAAACAGAUUGCGAAGCUAUUACAUAACGGAUCCUUUGGAAACCGGCAAGGUGUCCGUCGAUUAUUACAAGGACAACGAAUUAUGUAUCGGUGCGGAGAUCGACGUUUUCGGCAGAAGAGUCGUCAUCACCGACAUGGACACCUUCACCAAGGAGUAUUACCGGAUGAAGUACGGUUUGAAAGAUUUUACGCCUCUACCGCGACUUGGAAGAGACGAACUAGGUCAGAAGGUGGAGAGAUACAUACCACCGUACAACGGCUUCGGAUCCUACGAGGACUCUCUCGGGAAUUGCUUAAUGAUGAUACCGAAAGCACCUAAGCCAGAUUUCAUCAAGUUUAUGCGUCAUGACAAACAAGGGUUUGACAGCCACGUUUUGAGAUUCCGGGCGAGAAUGGUAUCGAAAAUCCCUGCUAACGAAAACAGACAAUUCAUCAUAAGAGUGUUCCUCAUGGAUGAUACGAUAUCCAUUUUCGAAUUGGCCAAACGAAACUCAGGUUUUCUGAGGUCCCUAUUUCAAAAGCGAAUGCCAAUAAUCCUGCCGGGACAAGAUAUCUUUACGAGCAAGAAACCGGAGUAUUACAAGCCACAAGAUUUUUACGUAGGCGCGUGUGUCAACUUGUCUGACUUUCAUUUCAAAAUUACGUCCGCGGAUACUUACGCCCUCCGUUACAUGGAGUUACACUGCGAUAAAUUUCCCAAAGCAAACAGGAAAUUGAUAAUGGAGAAGCUCAAAGAGAAUUUACAGCCGGUUUAUGAUGAAUUCGUUCAAACGUAUGCUCCGCCUAAAGAUACGAAAGAUAAUAUUCGAGUGUUGGAAUACGACAUGUUCAAGGAAGCGAUGAGCCGAUUUAUGGGUGAGAAGAUAACAGAACACGAAAUGAUCACGAUUGCACGGCACUAUUCGUCCCGCGAGAAGAUAGAACUCCGAAUGAGAGAAUACGUGAGAAAUCUGCUGCAUACGGAACUAGGACGAUUUCUGUGGAACGAUCUCGAUCGCCUACGAGAGAAUUUACAGCAUUGGGACAGGGAUAAAACGGGAUACUUGCCGCGUGAAUCCUUGUACACGAUCCUGCGCGGUUGCAGGGUUCCCGUUGACGUGGAGUUAUUGAAUUCGAUGUUAGACCAUUUGCGCAAAUCUGAAGAUGGCAAGCUGGAUUACAACGACCUGCUGCAAUUCAUGAACGUUAAGAUCGACCCUCUACCACCAAUCACGCCCGUAAAUAUAAAGACGGCGCUCUGGUGGGCAUCCGAGGAAGAGCCGGAUUGCGGAGCCGGAAUAAACUGGUGCGAGUUCGUGAAGGACCUGGACAUAGGAGCGGAAGAUAGCACGGUGGAGCGGGGCGAAAACGUGGAAGUGCAACUCGCGCUGAGGGAGAACUGAACGUGUCAGGGCAGCGGAGCACGAGUAUAUUUCGCGAUUCUUAUAACACCUAAUAAUUUUCUCGUGGUAAUUAUGAACGUCUCUGUUAAUUAUCUCGUGUAUCCGGAUUCUCCGCGGGAUACUUUGUACGCGAGCAAUGUGAUAGCUUAUCGUUAUCGCCUUGGAUUUACGAGCGUGGUCCUCGGAAACGAAGCGAUACUUACCAGCACCGAGCAACUACCGUUAAAAACCAAGUUUCGAGAGCCGGCUUCCGAGGCGCGUGUAAAUCUCUUGCCUUUGGUAGAUAGGUGGGUGAUAAAUUUUCCGAAUCGUGUCUAUAAGAUUAUUUACGACGAUGAAUUCACGACAAUCUAUUCGCGUCGCAUGGCGCGCUGAAUUAUUCAUACGCGCGCAAGAUUUCACUUUUGAAAUUAAGCCUGGCCGCGCGCGAAUAAACAGCAUUAAAUGCGAUCGUGUGCGAGUUGUGAUUUUCACUCGGCGGGAUCGGGGAAACGGUCGAACGAGGGUUGCCAUUUCCAAGCCGAUGUGUAUUUGUAGAAUGUAAUGUUACAUCUCCCUU